AUGACUUUCUCUAAUCUCACGGAUCAAAAUUGAACAUUCAAACUGUUUGCUAGAAAACUUUAAUUACAAAAUGCAUGUUUAAGGGUAAAGCUAGGUUUGCCGGGUAAGCUAGUAAUUAAUGAUUUUAACCAAACGAAGGUGAGCAUUUUAUUAUUCCCCUCGUAAGGGAAUCUUAUUACAAAUGUAACGGUCAACUUGAAUGGAUGACGUGAUCAUUCAGCAUGAAAGUAUAAACCGAAACAAUGACAGCCAUAAAAUGUCAAACCACACAUAAACCUAAACAAAGAACACUGCAACUGCUACCGGUAAAGUACACACUGAAGUAAACGCUAAAAAUGCACGAAAUUAUCAUCAAAACAGCAACGGAACAAGAUUUCACAGAGGUUGUGUUCUUGUUAAUCGAUUACAUCGUGGAGCUACCUCGAACUCAGCAGGCCCGGGAACGUUUGGGAACGCUACUCAGCCAAUCCACAACCAGCGAGGAGCUCAAGCACAUGUUGAAACUGUUUGAAAACCUCGUUCGUAAAUACUGUCUCGGCGAGCUUGACGAGGUCCGCUUGCGGUCCCAUUUGAGCCAGCUUUCACCAGCCCGGCAAGACCGUGUACUGGAAAUAGUGAAUCUCCGUCGGCCGGAAAUAGCGCAACGAUUGAUUGACGAGGUAAAUCGUCGUGAAGGAGGCGUUCCGCUGGUGGAAUCGUUCGAUUGGAAUGUUAGCUGGAUAAUGGGAAGCAGCAGCUUGGCGUCCACCCGGAAACAACUGUGCACGGUGGCACUCGCUUGCCGGGACGGUGAUUCAAAGACACAAACAAUCAGUUUCGAAAUGGGCAGAGAUCAAGUGGAGCAUGUGAUAAGCGAGCUGGAAACGCUUGUGGCAUGAUGUGAAUUGUAAGUAUGAAAAACAAAAUUCAAAGUUAUGUUACAAUCUUUAAUGCUGCAUAUUCAGUUUGGCAACGUGAUCUAUUUCGUCACAUAUUGGCAUUUAUUUAAGUUAAGUUAAUUCAGUAGUCCAUCUUACUAACGUUUUUUUUGGAAGAAAAAGCGUUGGACCGUAUUGACUAAUUUUGAUUGAAAUUAAACUGUUAGUAAUGAAAACUCUUUAAA
Messenger RNA from Anopheles funestus (African malaria mosquito), 1102 nucleotides. RefSeq lists its product as uncharacterized. The transcript has 2 exons. The record is from RefSeq and is a predicted model, not a curated record. The coding region runs from base 336 to 878 and encodes 180 amino acids. NCBI's taxonomy places the organism in Eukaryota, Metazoa, Arthropoda, Insecta, Diptera, Culicidae.